This is a messenger RNA of Triticum aestivum (bread wheat), 1788 nucleotides long. RefSeq lists its product as uncharacterized. The transcript has a single exon. The annotation marks the transcript as partial. NCBI's taxonomy places the organism in Eukaryota, Viridiplantae, Streptophyta, Magnoliopsida, Poales, Poaceae. The record is from RefSeq and is a predicted model, not a curated record.
CACGACCUGUUCGAUAUUUGCAAGGGUGCCUUUUCCGAUUAUCCGGUGGACCUGCGUCAUCAUAAAACCGGCAUAAGCAUGUUCUCUGGUAGAUGGGAGAGUAUGUGCAAGGUGGUGGAGAUGGAACUCUCCCUUAUGUAUGACAUCCUCUACACCAAGGCAGCCGUAGUCCACACCUGGCAUGGCUACGCCAUCCGUCUGGCCUCGCCAUUCCUUACCGCCAUCGCGCUCCUGCUGUUUGGCCUCCAGUGCAAAGAGGGCUUGAAGAACUCCUUGAAGACGGAAGAUACAGUUAUCAGUUAUGUAUUGUUGGUGACGACCUUCCUCCUUGAUGUGAGAUGCUUGCUCAGUGCAGUAACGUCAGCCUGGACACAUUCAUACUUCAAACAUAUGCAAAACAAUUGGUUGAAGCAUGAAUUUUGGUGCCUGGAGAGAUGGGAGAAUCUCCGCCGGUUUGUCGUGCCUCUGGGUCUUUCCCGGCUCUCCAUGUGGUUGGGGACAUGUGAAUGUGCAAAGGAACCGAAAAGCUACAGGAGGUGGCAGGGCAAGUUCCAGGGGCGCAACAUGUUGUCUGAGUGCACUCGUGGCUGGGACACCCUAUACAGCAGAUUUGGACUGCUGAAGAAGAUUGGAUGGGAAGAUCAGCCGAGCGGCCUUAGGAGUCCAGACUAUGUCAGGGAGCUGAAGUUAAAACACGUAUGCACACAGUUUUUUGCUCCUGCAGUGCAGUUUGUCGACAAUAUGGAAGAUGAUCCUCCUGGGCUGCCUGACCCCAGUCAGAAGGACCCUGUCGGUAUGAGACUCACUCCUGUUGAUCUGGAACAAAAUGUGCAAGCUGCACAGUCAAUGCCCAUUCACUCCGAGCAAGUUGAUCACUGGAGCCUUGGUCACGCCAAUUUCAUGUACGGUCAAGCCCUGCCUGAACUGUAUGAGCAACAGACUGAUCACCGGAGGUAUGAUCGAGCCCUUCCUGAAGCUUAUGAGCGAGUUUAUCUACGGAGGCAUGCCCACACCGGUUCCAACUAUGAUGGGGCACGGCCUGACAUGGACGAGAAAGCUGCUCGCACUAUUGACCAGUCAGACGAAGACAUGUCCUUUCCUCCUGAAUUUCAAGAGGUUAUUCUUAUCUGGCACAUUGCCACAGACAUCUUCCUCUUGUGCAGCCCGAAGAUCAUCGGAGGAGUGCUCGAGGAACAUGUGAAGGGGAUCAAGGAGUUGUCAGAUUACAUGAUGUUCCUCGCCACUGCAAACCACAACAUGCUACCAGGCCGUAAGUUCCACACCAUGUACAAAACAACCCUCAGUUUGCUUAAGAUGCUGGCCAGGGAAUCUAGUUCCAGUGGUUAUACAGGGAAAGAGAAGCUUUCGAUGUGGAUGCUGGACCACAAGGAUCAUCUUAGAACCCUCGUAGUUAGUACUACUAAUCAUCUCGAGCGCACAGCUAGUAUUUGCAUCUUGGCAGGAACUCAACUUGCUGGGAAGCUGCUAAGUCCACGGCCCAAGUAUGGUGAAAGAAUGAUUAUGAAAGCAGAGGAACAUAUGUUGAAAGGACAUGCACACUGGAUUCCAGGUUUGGCGAAUGAACUUCCUGGGGGCACAGAAGGCAUGUUGGAGUUCAUCCUGGAUGUGUGGGUGCGUCUGCUCAUGUUUGCGUCCCUCCGGUGCAGCAGGGAUUCUCAUGCCAAGCAGCUCAGCUAUGGUGGCGAGCUCACGACCCUCGUAUGGAUCAUCACGGAACAUACAGAAAAGAGUGUCCUCAAAAAGCAUCUCAAGACACUUCUCCUUUGA